UGUACUUCAAAGCAAACUGGGAACCAUCUUGCUUAAGUAUUGUUCAUCGUCGUCCAUCUUCAUUACAACCUUCAAUUGCUCGAGUGUCAAUAGACACUCUUCACGCUGGGAUGAUGCGCCGUAAUGAUUUGCAAAUGCAGGGGAUGGAAAACACGGUACCUCCAGGUACUGGAUCCUCCCAGGACACCCCCCCGUGGGCAUAUCAGUCCAGUUCCAGGCUCCUGCCCACGCAGGUGAAGGUCACCGCGACGGUGACGCCCGACCGCCUCAGUCAUCAAAUCGCCCCCAAGUACCCACCCGACGACGAAGGCUCUACCUGGUCUGCAGCCCACAAUGCUUCCGCGAGAUUCCUGCCUCCACUGCCAACCCCCCAAGCCGCGGACGUGGCUCCGGUCUCUUCCUAUCACAUUUGGAGGAAUGACCAUGUGGAUAUCUGCGACGAAUUCCUGCUCGGCCUCUGCCCUCGUUCUGACUCGUGCGGGAUGCACCACACGCCGUACCCAUUCUUCUGGCAACUGUAUAACAGCAUCACGGACAGCUGGGUGUUCCUCAAGUCCAGCGCCCAACGGCUACUGGAACGAAUGUACUGCAAUGUCAACCAGGAGACCGUCAUGCUCAAGCAUGGCCGCGUUGUUUUCACCCUGAAUCUGGAAGACAUGGAGAUCGUGGAUUACUACGUCUACACUUCUGCCAGGCGACUGUACAACUCUGAGAAUCGGCUCUGGAACCCGUAUUUUCCCGCAGUGUGGCGAAUCUACUGGUGGGACGACUAUAAUGAUUGGGUGGAGUACAACGAGGAGGUGUCUGAACUACUCCGGGCCAAAAUGGCCACCAAGGAGGUGGAGUGCUCCUUCACGGUGGAUUCGCGAGUGUACAGGGUGGACUUCAUCACCAUGACGCAGUGCAACGUCCAGUCGGGCUUCGUUAGGGACAUCCGCAUUCGACCCUUAUAUCGUUCAAUCGCAAGCCUUCACCCGCACCUCAAGACAGGAGGCCAGAUGGAGCCCCUCCAGGCUGUUGUCGAUCCCAAGUUCAGCAUGGUUCCGAUGGAAGACACGUUAAUAACCCCCUUUUGGCGUCUGGGUGUGGAGGCGGACAGUUGCCUAGUGGACGUUCCGGUCGGCACAGAGGCCUUCUUCAAAGUCCAGAAAUUUUUUUACGAUAGCCUGCCUGAGACUAAGGUGGAUAUCGUCGUCAUCCAGCAGGUCCAAAACUUCCUGCAUUGGGACAAUUACCAAAGGAAGAAGAAGUCCAUGGUGGCAAAGUACGCCGAUUUAGACGUCUGUGUGGAGCGUCACCUUUUCCACGGUACUUCCAUGGAGGCGGCUGAGAGCAUUUGCCGCAACAACUUCGACCCACGCGUGACCCGCACCGACGGAAGGUCCUUGGGUUAUGUUACUUACUUCUCACCCUCUGCCAGUGUGUCCCACGUGUUUGCUGUCAGGACGCCGCCCGACGGGCUGCGCCACAUGUUCCUGGCCAAAGUCCUUGUGGGGAGGGUGUACUACCACCACACCCCGCCCCCGCCCGAGUGCAUAAUAGAUUUCUACGACACCUGCGUGAACUGCGAGUCCAAUCCAACUAAGUUUGCCAUUUACAACAGCAGCCAGUGUUACCCGUCCUACCUCAUCAGGUACAAAGAUCUGGAUGGCAUUGUCGAGCUCUGAAGUCACCUGGAGUGAUCUGUUCUGUCAGGACUUAGUUAGAAAGUCAUGGCAAAGAAAACUUGUUCAGGCCCUUUUAAGGUUCCAUUUUAUUCAAGUCAUUUACCAAACAAAAAUAAUGACCCUUUGUUUUUAAAAAUGGGUAAGCUAUUGUGGGAUUGCUAGUUUCAAUUUGUGCAUAAAUAUUCCCUUUAAUGUGAUGUUUAUGUUCACACUACAAAAUUGCACUUUAGUUAAAAAGUAUAUUUUCCUUACACUACAGUUUUGUUUUUGUGAAGGAACAAAUCUAUUAAAAUAGCUGUUGCUAAAAAGGAUUU
This is a messenger RNA of Corythoichthys intestinalis (scribbled pipefish), 1981 nucleotides long. Its product is annotated as protein mono-ADP-ribosyltransferase TIPARP-like. The record is from RefSeq and is a predicted model, not a curated record. Gene Ontology annotation, molecular function: NAD+ poly-ADP-ribosyltransferase activity; NAD+-protein mono-ADP-ribosyltransferase activity; metal ion binding. Lineage: Eukaryota; Metazoa; Chordata; Actinopteri; Syngnathiformes; Syngnathidae. The transcript is spliced from 6 exons. Gene Ontology annotation, cellular component: nucleus. The coding region runs from base 111 to 1667 and encodes 518 amino acids.